CACCUGGAUUCUGCACUAAUUUACUCACAACUGCAGGAAGUAGUCCGUCGCGCCAUACUAGCUGGCUACAAUCCAGAGGACUCAAACAUAACAUGUCCAGCUUUCUCUGAUCGUUGUUUAAAUUCUGCAUUUCACAGUGAAAAAUUGGCCAUUGCAUAUGGAUUGAUGACAACUCCUUCAGGAACAACUCUCCGGAUCACAAAGAAUCUUAGAGUUUGCAGAGAUUGUCAUUCGUUUACAAAAUGUGUAUCAAAAGCAUUCGGUCGGGAUAUUAUUGUAAGGGACAGAGUUCGGUUUCAUCACUUUGCAGGUGGUCUCUGUUCUUGCAACGACUAUUGGUGACGACAAUGUUCUCGAUCAGCCUAAAAAGGAUUAUCACCAUGGGUUACAUAAAGAAAAAGUGAGAGAGACAGGAGAUGCGACCAUCAUUGACACAGCGAAACCCUAACAAAGCGACCGAGAGGAAAUUCGUCUGUCUUCUUUCUUCGUCCGAACCGAGGGAACCAGUCGCCGACGUCACUAGCUUCUUCUUCUUCUUUUCUACGCUAUUGAAGACGAUGCAGAGCGAGGAAUCUCACGAGGUUGUGAAUGGAAUAUCCGAGGAGGAGGAGUCCAAGGAAAGACUGAAGAGUCAAAAGGCUGAUAGAAAAAAGAAGAAGUUGAAAGAGAGGUUGCUAAAGGAAGCUGCUAAGGCUGACAAUCGAGGAGUUUGCUACCUAAGUCGCAUCCCACCACACAUGGAUCACGUUCGACUUCGCCAGAUUCUCUCUCAAUUUGGAGAAAUCGGAAGGAUUUAUCUUGCACCUGAAGAUCCUGAAGCACAAGUGCACCGUAAGCGGGCUGGUGGAUUCCGUGGGCAACUUUUCUCUGAAGGGUGGGUGGAGUUUGGUAAGAAAAGAGUAGCUAAAAGGGUCGCAGAGAUGCUAAAUGGCGAGCAAAUCGGGGGAAAAAAGAAGUCAGCUAUUUACUAUGAUAUUUGGAACAUCAAAUACUUGACCAAAUUUAAAUGGGAUGAUCUUACUGAAGAAAUCGCAUACAAAAGUGCAAUCCGGGAACAGAAAUUAAAUAUGGUUCUUUCUGCUGCUAAGAGAGAGAAGGACUUUUAUCUAUCGAAAGUAGAGAAGUCGCGAGCCAUGACCGAGAUAGAUGAACGAAUGAAGAAGAAGCGGAAGAUUCAGGAAGAAUCGGGUAGCAAUGCUGAAGCAGCACCAGUCUUCCCGCCUAGGGCGAUUCGACAGUUUAGACAGAAGAAAUCUAUUAAAAAUGAGACAUCUCAGAGCAAACCUGGGCUCUCCACGGAUGUCCUAGCAUCGGUAUUCGGCGGUUCUUAAAGAUUAAUAGGAGGCAUGUGAAGAUACUGCGGUUUGAUCAACGCUUGAAUGUUGGCAAUGUUCAUUUGACAAUGUUUUGAGAUUGCUUCCUAUUUGUCUUUGUUAUGAGAAACUCAAAGUUUAUGUAUGUCAACAAAGAAAAAACUUCUACCAUUUUUGUACUAAUGAGUGAAUUAACCAAACCUUGAUUCUUU
Eutrema salsugineum is the source of this 1525-nucleotide messenger RNA. RefSeq names its product pre-rRNA-processing protein ESF2. Lineage: Eukaryota; Viridiplantae; Streptophyta; Magnoliopsida; Brassicales; Brassicaceae. Bases 417 to 1331 code for a protein of 304 amino acids. Gene Ontology annotation, biological process: small-subunit processome assembly; endonucleolytic cleavage in 5'-ETS of tricistronic rRNA transcript (SSU-rRNA, 5.8S rRNA, LSU-rRNA); endonucleolytic cleavage to generate mature 5'-end of SSU-rRNA from (SSU-rRNA, 5.8S rRNA, LSU-rRNA). The transcript has 10 exons. Gene Ontology annotation, molecular function: RNA binding. Gene Ontology annotation, cellular component: nucleolus. The record is from RefSeq and is a predicted model, not a curated record.